AUGUCCAUAAGUGUCAUAGGUGCCGUUGGACUUCAGAUAGUCUUGGAGAUAGCAGAAACCCAGCGCUGCAUUCUUGCUCGUCUGCUGCUGUCACAGCCCGUCAAACAUUGUCGCAGUUCACGACCAUACAUUGAUAUUCUCUGGAUAAAAUUUCAAUGCAAUCAGCUACCACUUGGAGACGACAUGGCUGUUGCGCUUGACAAGAAUACCACUAUAACUCUCAUGCUGGUGAAGAACCGUUGUUCCACCUGCGAGGACAUCGAUGCGGUGUGGGAAGUCACCGAUGCCAUGGCAGGAGCUAGCAGCAUCGUCGACAUCAUCCCGAUCAUCAUCGCAUAUUCACCUUCAGAAGAACUUAUUCUCACGGAUGUAGACAAGAAUAACUUCAAUAGUGCUUUAGACAUGUUCCGUACUGUUCAUGAGCGGCAUGGCACUGCUCUGGUUAGCAUCAAAUUGCCGGUGUCUGGCCUGCAACGUAUUGAGACACUGACAGGAUCUGACAAAGGGGAGCGUGAUAUGUUGAAAGUCUUCAACGGAUACGCUGUUCAUGUGGAGGAGGAGCAGCUUGGGCCAGAGUGA
Laetiporus sulphureus 93-53 is the source of this 579-nucleotide messenger RNA. RefSeq lists its product as uncharacterized. The record is from RefSeq and is a predicted model, not a curated record. The coding region runs from base 1 to 579 and encodes 192 amino acids. NCBI's taxonomy places the organism in Eukaryota, Fungi, Basidiomycota, Agaricomycetes, Polyporales, Laetiporaceae. The transcript has 6 exons.